Amoebophrya sp. A120 is the source of this 6810-nucleotide messenger RNA. NCBI's taxonomy places the organism in Eukaryota, Dinophyceae, Syndiniales, Amoebophryaceae. The record is from the annotation of a GenBank genome assembly.
GCUCAUCCAGCUCUUCGCUGCAGGAUGUCGUGGUUGUGCCCCCACUUUCCCUGACCUGCGAAAAAGAAAAACUGGUCGAAAAAGAAACCACGAGAACGCGAAAAACGAGUUGCGCCGAUGUAGUCAACACCGAGCUGGGUUGUGAUUCUGCUCUGGGGCCGCGGAAGAGGAUGAUCGCGGAACAACAGACAACGACCGGGGGACAGGGAAUUCGUAGACGGUUGGUCAACAGCGUUACCGGGGAGCCACUUUUCAGCGAUCAUCUCCUUCUACCUGAAGACUCGCCAAAAUCGGAUGUUGACAGGGAGACCCUUCAGUUCGGUGGCGAAAAAGAUAAUCACUUCGCGACUUUCCGCCAAUCUAUUUUUUCGCAGAGUUCAUCUGAAGAGCUACACGGCAGCAACGAGGAUCUCGUACCGUCCGACUUGCCCGCGCGCUGUCCGAAUUCUAGACUGACGUCCGGCUCAUCAUUCUCAUCCUCUUUUGGAAACAAGAUUAAGUCCGAGGAGCGGAAGAUGCACGCUACUUCCUCGUCCAUGUCGCGAACUUCCACGAAGUCCAAAGACGCAGCAGAGCUACGUCCCUCGCAGGCCGAGGCCGAGCGGCCCGAGCACGACGAGCUGCCGGCACCCCCCGGCGGAGUCAGUAACAUGAAGAGUUUCUCCAGUCCCUGUCCAUUCGCAUCUACAGAAGGGUUACUAUUCACCUCUUCGCACGACAAUUUUUGCUUCCGAGAGGAGCAAGGAUUGCCGCGACAACUUGGAGCUGAGAGUCGUGGUGCCGACGAUGUUGAGCGAGGAGAAGAUGUUGAUCCUCGUAAUUCGCAUCGCCUUGUUCCCAGUUCCAGCAGUACGCUAGAGCAGGUGAACAGUGAUCCUCUCCUGCUUCGCACGCCGCCGAAAAUGCAGCCGGUGAUGUCAGUUCUUACCAGUGACGAGGAAGAGGUGGAGUUUUUAUUGAAGCCUCCGGCGGUGUCGGGUUCACAACUUGUGUCGGGGACCAAAGAAAAAAAUCCCGAUAGUUCAUCCGCCUCCCGGACGAGGACAGGUUAUUUCCAAAACGAAGCGAGCAACGAGGUUGCCCGCGGCCACGAAGUAGUAGAUGAAGGCGAGCAGGAGCGAGAGGAAAAUUUGCAGCACAAGCAGGUUUCAGCACCACCAGCAGCAGGUUACAAUUACAACUCAUUCAACACGAAUCCUCACUUCUCUGCGGGCAGUUCUGCGUCGUCCUUAGCAUUGGGUCCCGCGGAGGACAACGGUGGAGCUGGUGCGCAAAGUGGUGGUACUAGCGCGAGCCAAGGCCUCCAACCAAGCACUUCUGCUGCAGGCCAAAUGUUUUCCGGAAGAUAUGACCUGCGCGCUACGAAGAUGGUGCCCAGCAGCAAAACAUCAGCAAGCAUUCGGGCACAAUCGCUGGACCGGGCUGGUGGUCAGGAACACGGCGGCAUUUCUGACAUAAGAAGCAGCACCAAGUACUUGGAAUGGCUGCACAACCGAAACUUGCGGUCUCGUGGCCUCGCGCACCACCACUCAAGCCUCUUUCAUCCUCGGGGGCGGGGGCUGUCGGACAGUAACUCCAUGCGGUGUCAGUCUCUCGACAGAUCAUCCUCCAGGGCCGCGUUGCGGGGACUUGCAACGAAUGUUGGCCAUCAUCUUCAAGGUUCCGGGUCUAGUAGUUCUAGUAACUUUGGUGCUCACCUGCCAUUUUAUCACCAGCAGAAUACAACACUAAACAGCAGCAACCAGCACCAACACAAAAAUCACGGCAGCUUUAGUGGUAAGCAACCUGCUUUCAUCGAGCACGAUCAUUUUUCCCACGGCCAUCCUCGUUCCCUUCUGCACCACGGCCACCAGCUUACGUUACCGUCCUCUUUCCGUGGUCAGCAUCACUUUGCUUCUUCCGCUUUCCGCAACCCCAGCUCCUCCCGAAUUCGGAAUGCGUCGAUAACUUCCAGCAAUGGCAGCCGCAGCAAGAACAACAACGGAACCACAACCGGAGGUGCUGGCGGUGGUCUGUGCAGCCCGGAGCACCGGCCGAAGCGGGCGAAAAAAAGAAGGUCGUUUCUGGACGCGCGGACCGCGGAUCCGGAUAAUGUGUACAAUUUUCUGAAAACGGCAAAAGUAAAGCGCAUGUUCAAGGGCGAGAAAGGAGCGCAUGGACACCACCACAGUGGUCAUCACGGAGCCAGUGGCAAGCACAGCGGGGGGCAUCAUGGGCAUCAUCACCACAGUACGCGCCGCGGGUCGGAUGAGAAUUUGUUGCAUCAGGGAUUUUCGGAAAACAACCCAAAUUUGCAAAGUCACCAGCAUCAUUCGCACGAAACUAGGGAGAAAGAUGCAGCUCAUGGGAAAGGCGACAAACGCAACCAUCAUCAUCAUCAGCAUCAGGACCGCCACCGGCAACAUCAUCAGCGAAAGUCCAGUCCACUGAAUCUGAACACGAUGACUGCGCCCGUUGACACAAAUCCGCUCGUUGAGUAUCCAACCGGCUCGCCCGUCGCAGCGGCUUCUUCAUCUCCUAUGCGGCACCACAAAUCAACAUCUAAGGUUAAGGAUCAUGACAAGCUGCAUAAAGACCACAAGACGUCGCAUCGACACAAGCACGGGAGUAAGGAAAAAGAGAAGCUGCGCGACAACUUGAAGCGGAAGCCGAGCCCCGGAGAUCGUUCGGAGCAAAUGGAGGAAUUUAACCUGACCAGUCCGCCAGCGCCACCGGGCAACAUGACAGCGAACUUGCAGUUUGGCGAGAUCAAAGAUUUUUAUAACCAGGAAAACAAGAUGAACUUUCAUCAGGCCGCUGAAUUCUGCUUACCACAAAUGAGCGUGCGCAGUGUCGACCAGGGCGGUGCUGGGGCCAUCGCGGGGAAGAGGAGCGACGAACCCCUAGUACCUCUCCGCGAUCACGCGUUGCAGUACGGCAGUCAGGGUUCGAACCCGGCGGGCGGGGCUUCGAUGACGCACUAUCACCAGGCACAACUACCAGGUAGCUCCACCGGCGGGGGCCCAGCAUCUGCAGCUCCCAACCUACUCCUCCCAACGUCUCCAACCUUACCGCAGAACUGCGAAUCCAGCUUUCACCUUCCGUCCGCACCGCAGGUUGCCUUGCCGCGAUCUAUCACAGAAGCGACCUACGAGGGGAGCAGCGAUCCCGGUGGGGCUGCUGUUGUGAUGCACGGGGAGCAGCAACUACACAGCCAGAGUCUAUUCCGGCGGUCACAGAGCAUCAGCAAUCCUAACCUCGAGUGCAGUGGUGCGCGAAGCAACAACAAUUCUGCUGGUAGUAGGUCUGGUGGUGCUUAUCUUGCGCAACAUUUAGGUCCGUCGCCGUCCACCGCGGAGAAUAGCAGCUCGACCGGGACGCUUGUCGGCCUUGUCUUACCUCCGCCAAACAAGGGCGACAACACCAGCUUCCGUUGGGACGAACACAAUCAGUCUUCAACAAGAAAAACUACAACUACCCACGAAGCUACUGCUACUUCAAGGGUGCACUUGCCUCCUAUCGUAGUUCCGGGAGGACCGCGGGAGCCUGAUGCUCCAACCGGGUUGCCUGGUGCACCACCAACAUCAACGUUGAAUUCAGGACCUCUAUCCGGAGGUAAACCGCCGGGCUCGGGCAAUCUAGUACCUCGCUGGCCGAGUAUGAGUGACAACCUCGCGGAUUUGGGCUUGGCACGUUUUCCAGUGGACACAACGACCUCGGAAGAGAACACUUCGAGAUCGCCCAGUUUGGUCUGUGUGACUUCGAAGAAAAAUGUACUGGGACCACGGCCCGCACAGCACGACGAGCACGCGCUGCACCUGGAGAAGUAUCCUGGGCGACAAGUGGAUAAACAGGGAAUGGCUAUAUCUUCAAACGAGCAUGAUCAUCAUCGCCACUUUAAUGCUCCAGGAUCGCUUCACCACCACCACCACUACGCUAAGUCCGCUCCGAAUGUGGACGAGAACUUCGACUCUCUCGUCGGCACAGCGCAGCACGAAGCUACACAGCAGCAUGAUCACCACCUCCAUCGUCGUCUCCGAACAACUAACACCAGCAGGAAGACCAGCAACGUCAGCUCGGCCACCGUGACCACCUCCGCUUCGAGAACGAGCCGAAACACAACCAGCACGUCUGCCUCCGCACUAAUGGCCGCGUCGAAAGAGGAGCAGCGAAUCGCGGAGGAAAAGUACCAGGAGGAGAAAUUAGAACUGGAGCACAAAAUCCGCGAUUUGUUUCGGACAAACAAGAUGCUCAGCGAAGAUUUCCAAACAAUUUCCACCUUCAAUUUCUUCUCCCGACUGAGUUUGUCGGGCAUUUUUUCCUCUUGUGCUGGAAAUCGUUCGAAUCAUCAACAUGGAAGUAGCAGCUACAGAGGAGUACAGCAACAGCAAGGAACGACUGCACAGCAGCAAGGAACAACGGGACCUACCGGUUUGAUGAACAACAACUACCAACCUACGCCGGACCAGCAGCAAGACGAAGCCGACAUGGCCGGAACCUCGACCGAGCGUGUGAUGCGUGUGAGUAAGCGGCUGCGGCCGCUGUUUGCCCGAGUGAUGACCGUGGAGUCGCCGACAGUGUACAUUGAUUUGCCGAUCUACGAAUUGGUAGUGUUGUUCAAGCGGCUGCAGGCGUGUUUGACUCUGUUGCUCGACCCAGCGCUGGAACAGCAGCGGGAAAAUCCGAUUUUGGCCUCCGAGCUGUUCGGAAAAAAACCAAAAGUAGUCCGGAAAUUUGGUGAGUUUGGUGGCAGGGGUACAACUUCUGGGGGUAUGAAUCUAAAUAACGUCGAGCAGAAGGUGGAUCACCAUUUUCAACAACAGCAGCCGGAGAAUCUUCAUGGGCAGCUACCCAACAUGAACUACAGCAGCUCCAACAGCUGCGCAGGCAACUCAGCGAUGUUGACCACAGGAACGCUAAACCAUGCUUCUGCUGCUUUCGACAAUUUUCAGCAAACCACGACUACUGCGACGUCGCGAGGAGGUCCUCCUACAACUUCUAUGGGCGUUCAUCUCCCCCCACCAGGUGGUGCUUGUCCACCUUUGGGCAUGUCCACCAAUCUCGCCGGGUCGUAUAGUAAUACACCAGGUGGUGCUGCUCCUGCGGGGCAGCUGGUGCAUCAACCAGGAACAAUUCCUCCACCUCCUCCCAGCGGGCCGCAGAGACUGACCAACGCGGCGCUGCGAUCUUUGCUGGUGCAGCACCACGACCACGGGUCGGUGAAGGAUUUCGAGGACGACGAGGCAUCGAAUGUGAGCACGAACGGUUCGGAAAAGACAACUGUGUUUGUGGAAGACUACGACAUUGAGGAGGAGGACUCGGACGACGCGGGAGUUGUAGAGGCAGAGGAGAGUUGUGCAGCCACGACAAAAGCUACCACUGGUCCUUCCGCGGGUGGUCAUCGAGGUGGACACAACUGCAAGAACGUUCGCAACGCCGCACAGGAGAGUUAUGACAAAUAUGACCAAGAGCGGCAAGAAGAAGAUCGUGAAGGAAACGGUGCGCCAGGAGCGUCUACUUGGGCAGAAUUCCUUCGCAGCUUGUUCUGCUGCACGCGUCGCAGAAAAACGGACCGGAAAACCAAAGGAAACGCACUGCUGAACAAGAUGAACAAAGUUGCAACUUCUACCGCUAGUUAUGGCCAGCUGGAUAGAAGGACGAGCCAUAACGGUAGAAGUACUUCCAAAGCGCCACACGACAACAUUGACAAGUUCUCUUUGGAGUACGAUUUGGAGGCGCAGCGGCCACUACUGCACGAGGAAAAUGACAAAGCCGACGCUGAAGACCUCGACGACCAGGAGAGUUCGUGCUCCUACACACGGUCCACAAGCAACAUUUUUUUCCUGCAAAAGUUGGACAGAAGCAGCUCCAGCACGACCGCGGCGCCCGGCGGGCCGGCCUCGACGUCCGUUCCGACAAGGACGGGUUCGGAGUUGAUGGUUACAAAUGGUGUUGUUUCCUUAACAUCCGGUUCCUCCAACUGUCCACCUGCCGCGUCUGCUUCCCUGUACCCGCUCGCCAACAGCUGCCGCGCGGUAGAGGACACGGUGUAUUUGUACAUCGUGAAGAAGGGGUUUGAGCACAUUUUGCAAAUAUGUCAGGAGUUGAUCGUGUUGUGCGCGGAGUGGCGCCUGUCCUACCAGAUGCACGCGCGGUACUACCGGGAGCAGGGGAUCCCGCAGGACCUGUCCCACGGGCAAAUGUGGCGGCUAUCGUUCUUCGUGAUGAACUUGUCGCUGAUCAUCCGGGAAACGAUCCACUUCGUCCACGAGGUCAUCGCGUUGGUGAUUCCCGAUCAUCUGCCCCGGGUGCAAAUGUACCUGCUCGACGAGUUCACGGAAUUACUGGAGCAGAUCGACCGCUGCCACGAUGUCACGGCGUUUUAGGAAGUGCUGUGGACGCUGAGAAGGUGAAAGAUGAAAGAAGGAACAUACAAUUAGCGACUCCACCAUCCACACCGUCGUGGAUCUUCAACAUCAACAUACAAAAAAUACUAGCGAUUUGGAUGUAUUUUCUCAUAGUGAGUACGUACUGGAGUAAACCCCGCCCUGCGACAUGAACCGCGAGAACUCUCUUUUUCGCAUGUUUUCUAAUCUUUUUGUCCAGCAAAUCUAAUGAAAGAAACUACAAAGAGAUGAAAAGUAUCACGCUGCUCACAGCUUAAAGACUUCACUUCUUAGAUGUACUCGUAAUUUUCUAGAUCUCGGCCUGGUUCCUUUGGAGGUGUCUUUUUGUUUUUCUGCCAUGUCCUAAAAUAACGAAACGCUUUCACGCGUAGAACACGACGCCGGAAAAGAGCGCAAGCGGCAAGCCUUUCACUUGGCAAGUUAU